AGAAGCCAUGUUCCAGUAUUUAAGGGGUGGCUACAAAGAAGAUGGAGACUCCCUUUUUACAAGCAGUCACAUGGAAAACAUAAGGGAUAAAACUGACCAAGAGAACACAGCGGCAGGAGAUAAAGACAUAAACCAGCCUUCCAGUAACCAGAGUAUACAACCAGAGAUACAAGACCAGUCCAUCUGGGGAAAUCGCACUGAUGGUGACCUCAUCAGAACACAACCUCAACGUUUGCCUCAGCCAAAUACUUCAUCACUGGAAAGGGGUGAGGAAGAAAGUGACAAAAUCCAAAAUGGCCAUGCAGGUCUGAGGAAUGGAAGUGGAAUUCACAAUGGGAUCAAACACGUGCCUGCAGACAGCAGAAAACUUUCGGCUCCUGUUUCAGAAAAAAUGCACAGAAAAAUUCAGUCCACCUUUUCUGUCAACAGCAACAGCAGCAAGAAGAGUAAAAUAAGCUCUGCAUUUUCUCAAAAGCCAGGUACUUCACCUGAAGAUUGCUGUGUUCACUGUAUCCUGGCUUGCUUGUUCUGUGAAUUUCUCACCCUCUGUAACAUUGUUUUGGGACAAGCAUCCUGUGGCAUCUGCACAUCGGAGGCCUGCUGCUGUUGCUGUGGGGAUGAGAUGGGGGAUGAUUGUAACUGCCCGUGUGAUAUGGACUGUGGCAUAAUGGACGCAUGUUGUGAAUCUUCAGAUUGCUUGGAGAUCUGCAUGGAAUGCUGUGGGAUCUGCUUCCCAUCAUGAAAUAUUUAUCCCUUUUUAAUAAAACUGGAGAGAUUUUCUUUAAAUACAUUUGAAGAAGGACAAGGUAGGAUUUUCAUACAACCAACUGGUAUUGCACUGUUAAUUCUCUCUAUAUAAUUUUUUUUAAAAAAAAGCAAUCCUCAGAUCUGUAUUCUAACACAAAUUGUGUAGUUUUGUAUGUGAAUUUUAAGCUACAUUCCAGCUUCCUUUUGACUUUGCAAAUGGAAGACUUUAUUGAAACCGAAUUAUAGGCCAGAUACCACAGGCUAUAUGAGGGCAAAAUUGCCAUUUCAACUGAGUAACAGGUUUUGGUCAGAGAAGAGACUACAGGACAAAGCCUUAAGUAUUUGCCUUUACCUACUUUAAUUUUAAACAUUUCAAUUCUGCCAUGCAUAACAUGCCCUUACAGGCAUUCUGAAAAGCAAAAUCUCUUUAUUUCAUUUUCUUUGGCUUGAAAGCAACUUUGCUCUAUUGUAAACUUCAUUCAAAAAUCAACAUUGGGAAUCUACUGUUGGUUUUGCUACAGUGGUCGCAUUGGCAAUAGUUCUUUUGUUUUGAAUAUCUCAUUGGUGUGAGAGAGAUUCCUGGUAUUUUCCAUUGUCAGUAUUGAUUCUAUGGGAAGAUUUGGCAAACUAAAGUCAGUUUAAGUUUUGCCAUGGACUACAGUACCAAGAUUUUGUUAUCAAUCAAGACAGAGUAGAAAACUUAUAUUUUAUUGCAAUACUAAUAUUACUUGAAAUGCUUCGUUUUAGAAAGAGACUUUGGAAAUUUGUGUAGACAUGAAAUAUAUCCUUAGACUAAGAGACUUACAAAUCUUCAAAAUUUGUCUAUAAAAGUGAAAUUAUCAGAAGUUAAGAAGCUAAACCUGUCAGUAUUCGUGGCUUUAGAGCCACUGUCAUAUAACUUACAUAAUAUUUAUUUCUUCAUAGUGUGAAAAACUUCCACAGAGGAUAGCAGGAUAUAAAACCAAAUUAAAACUCACUUGUUGAGGGAAUUCUGUCAUUGAAUGCAAAAAGCAAAUGCAAAAAAAUUUUGUCUCAGAUACGUUUUAAGCAUUAUUUUAAAAUAACUGUGUAAAGAAAGAACAUUUUAAAAAUUUAUGCUUUUCUUUAAAAAUAAAGGGAUUGGGAUUUAAAAUGUUUGAAAAAUACAGUUAGGAUCCAGUGGGCAACUUUAUUCCUAUUAUACCAUGAAGGUUUUCUGAGAAAUAUCUCUCUCUGUCAUUGUAAUUGUGAAAUUAAUUUGGUCCAGCACAUAAAGAGGUCUAUGGAAUUCCCAGAUUUAAGGAAUAAUGGUACCCAUUUUCUUUACCAUCUGCUAGUUUAUGUCUGUAGCUCAUUAACUUUUCUGUGUAAACCACCUACACAUCUUGAUCUAACAAACUUUCCUACCUACUUUCCAGAUUUCCCAUUUGUAGAUUGUUGGAUAUUGUAAAUUUAAGCCUUGUUACAGGAGUCAUCAAUAGCCAAUUGUAUAUUUCUUCUGAGUGAAUUGACCAUAAAUGUCUCUUUCCGCUGUAGUGAAUUCAGUUUAUGCAAAUGUGACAAGCUAAAGAUCACAGGAUUGUGAAGCUGUCAACAAAUGGUCUGAUAUUAACUAAAGCUUCUCCCUGUGAACACUGACUAGUAGUGCCUACUACUGCAAGUUAUCACUGAAGGUAACAUAGCCAAAUCCUCAACUAUACUAGACAUUUUGCCUUAACAUCUGCAAUAUUGUGGUCUAUUCUGAUGCAAUGCAGAUUUACUCAGAGGGUUUCUUAUCUGUUUUUUGAUAGUUACUACAAGAAUUGAUUCUUACCAUGUUUUGGGGUUUUUUUUUCCAUAUAUUGGGCCAGAUUCAGAUCUGUGUUGCAUAAACUAAAUGCAUUUAAGUGCAUUUCCAUUAAUGUCAGAAUUUUCCAUUGGUUUAGCUCUAUCUAGAGAGCACAAAGAUAUUAUGGUAAUAGGCAGGCUAAUAAGGAAUCAUAUAGUUAAAUUGAUAAAUUCCCUGAGCUCAGAAUCAGGCCCAUGGGGCUCAAUUAUGACUCCUAAAAGUCUGAACCACAAUGGGAAGGGGGAAGAGGUGCCUUGGUUGAGUGGCAGUGCCUGGAGGCAUUUUGCCUUUGUAAGGCAUAAUGCCUCUGGGGAAAUUGGGGGCAUCACAGUGAGCACUGGGACUUGAUGCACCUUGGAAAAAGUCUAGAUAGUGCUUCACCCAUUGCAGGUCUAUGGUUGACACCAUGGUGUUGGGGACAUGCUCUCUGGGGCUAGGCAGCACCAUGAAAUAUUCUUCCUCAUGUUCUUUUGGUCACGGAGAGGUGAAUUAUGGCUGUUUCUUGUCUGAUUGUGUUGUUGGGACAGGGAAGAGGACUUACAGUCUCUUGUCCUACCCCGAUGUCCAUGCCCUGCUGGAGAAGUUCCAGUUUUGUGCUCAGAAAACUGCAUAUUUUCAUAUCAAUCUUUGUGGGAACACUGAAUGUUAGUAAAAAUUACUUUUACCACAGGAUGAUAUAGUUUUACAAAAAAGAAAAUACCAAUCUAGGGAGUCCUUUUUCUGUAUAAAAGUUUAUCUAUACAGUUUGCUCUGCACAGACCCUUAUUUCUACUUAUAGGAACUCAGAGGUUUUUUUGAUUUACUGAAAUUGUGAAAACCUGGGAAAUGUAUUUACUAUUAAGCAUUUACUUCCAGUACUGUUAAAAUACAAUUAAUAAUUACAAGAACUUUGUUCAUGCAUAUAUGUGUAUGUGUACAGACCCUCUCUCAUACACAUGCACAUAAAUAUGCAGAUAUAUUCUAUCUUUUCCCAUUUGAUUUGUGAAAUAUUAGGAAGUGAAAAUAGUGUUUAUUAACCCUCAUAGUGAUUAGAAGUAUCAAUAUAUUACAGACAAUUGAAAAAAAUUUAAAAAUUGUGUGAUUUGUUUUACAUUUAAAUGUAAUCUGCUACUGUUUGUCAUAGAGAUAUUAGCACUUUUGUAAAAUAUAUCUUUGUAGCAGAGACUAUUAGUAUGUAGUUUAAGGAAUUCCUUUCUAUAUUUAUAUUCUUAAAUUCUGUUUUGUAAUUUUCACUCUAUAGGCAAUCUUGUAAGCACCUUGUGUAAUUAAAACAUGCAGAAUUAGAAGGAGUUAAAUGUGAAAAUAUAGUUUAAAUAAAAUUAAGACAUCAGAACUCAACUGUCUAUUUUAUAAUAGUUCUUGUGAAUUUGUACAGUGUUUCUGUAUGUAGUUCUGCAAACUGGCCCAUUUGAAAAAAUGGUAACUUGCUAUUUGUAUUUUAUAUCAACUGGAUGUGCUAUUCUCAAACACUAUUUUGAAAUAAAAGAUCUUUAUUU
Athene cunicularia (burrowing owl) is the source of this 4050-nucleotide messenger RNA. RefSeq names its product MyoD family inhibitor domain containing (gene MDFIC). Bases 8 to 742 code for a protein of 244 amino acids. The record is from RefSeq and is a predicted model, not a curated record. The transcript has 4 exons. Lineage: Eukaryota; Metazoa; Chordata; Aves; Strigiformes; Strigidae.